This is a messenger RNA of Penicillium antarcticum, 798 nucleotides long. RefSeq lists its product as uncharacterized. The record is from RefSeq and is a predicted model, not a curated record. NCBI's taxonomy places the organism in Eukaryota, Fungi, Ascomycota, Eurotiomycetes, Eurotiales, Aspergillaceae. The coding region runs from base 1 to 798 and encodes 265 amino acids. The transcript has 3 exons.
AUGGCACCUCAAACUAUCAACAUCAACUACACACCCAACAAGCGUCUCUCCCUGAUAGACGCCGACACAGGUACACCCCUCUACCACGUUAAAGUGAGCCGCCAGACUCCGCAAAUGGAGAUGAUUCGCCUGGGCCCAGAGCCAAGCCAGGAACAGCCCAGUUUCCCCGCUGAUGAAGAGACCUACUUCGCAUCCCGCGUCUCUACGGCUCAGUUCGCGUUAACUAGUUUAAAUGUAAAGCUGCGCAUCCGCGACCACCGUGAUAUCGAGCUGAAGAGAAAGUCUAUCCUCUCUACGAGUUACUUGUUUACUUCUCCGGCUCUCUCUGCCGCGGCGGCUAGGAUGAUGGCUCCGGCGGUGCUCUGCUGGGAGGCUGAUAACACGAAUAACACAGUGGGGGAUUUUCAGCUGGUUGUUGAUGCCACCAACGACUCGGAUCGCAAGGUACUUGUGCGAUUUUGCAACCAGUCUUUCUCAAAUGAGCGCGUGGGGACGUUUGAGUUAGACAGUGGUCUUGACCAGCUGGUGAAGGAUGAGGCUCACGGGGUCGGAGGAACAUUGAACCCCGGUGUAACAGAUUCCCAGACAGCGAUUGAUACUACUUUUCAAACGCCCUUGAGUGAGAAACAACGGCUCAAGCUUGAGAAGUUUGCCAAAAAGAAGAAGCGACAAGCACAACUAGCACAACAACCGAUCGCUGGUGUACCCAAGGAGGAGAAGCCCAAGAAGCAGGCUGUUGCCAUUGUGGAUUCCAAAGAUUGGGAAGAGGAGACACCACUGGACAGACGAAGAAAUUGA